Molecule: messenger RNA, 1018 nt
Organism: Suncus etruscus (white-toothed pygmy shrew)
Lineage: Eukaryota; Metazoa; Chordata; Mammalia; Eulipotyphla; Soricidae
Gene: GABARAPL2
Product: GABA type A receptor associated protein like 2
Exons: 4
Coding region: 143-499 (118 amino acids)
Biological process (GO): autophagosome assembly; cellular response to nitrogen starvation; autophagy of mitochondrion
Cellular component (GO): autophagosome; cytosol; autophagosome membrane
Molecular function (GO): ubiquitin protein ligase binding
Source: RefSeq, a predicted model, not a curated record
AGUCCCGCCCGCCGUGUACUCCCGGUCGCCUCCUCCGCCGCCGCCGCCGCCGCCGCUGCCGUCGUUGUUGUUGUUGUGGUCGGUGCGCUGAGCUCCGCGGCUCUCCCCGGGCCGGCUGCGUCCCUUCCCCGCCGCCGCCGCCAUGAAGUGGAUGUUCAAGGAGGACCACUCGCUGGAACACAGAAUCGUGGAAUCCGCGAAGAUCCGAGCGAAGUACCCCGAUCGGGUUCCGGUGAUUGUGGAGAAGGUGUCGGGCUCUCAGAUUGUGGACAUUGACAAACGGAAGUAUCUGGUUCCAUCUGACAUUACUGUGGCUCAGUUCAUGUGGAUCAUCAGGAAAAGGAUCCAGCUUCCUUCGGAAAAGGCCAUCUUCCUGUUUGUGGAUAAGACAGUUCCACAGUCCAGCCUAACGAUGGGGCAGCUUUAUGAGAAGGAAAAAGAUGAAGAUGGCUUCUUGUACGUGGCCUACAGCGGAGAGAACACGUUCGGUGGCUUCUGAGAGCCCCGUUGGGCCGGACAGGGUGCCCCAACCCCGCCAUGCGUCAUGUAAAUAGCCGCCGCUUUGUUACCUUCCGGAACCUCUUCACAUAGACCUGUUAGCGAGUUUGUAACUGGAUUUAGUUCUUUAAUAUAUUAUUGGAAGGUUUUGUUUCCUUAGACUAGUAAAUUAUCAUACAGAGUUUUAUUUUGAGUUUUUCUCUUUUGUGCACUGUCCUCACGGCUGCCUUCCCCAGGACACUUGUCCCUCUGGGAGUCAGACCUAAUGAAGGGAUAUCCGUAUGGACGUGAGGUGGGUACAUUGUCACAGGGAGGGAGGGAGAGCGACAUGUAACGCUGGAUUAUGUUUGAAGUGUUAGAUGGCUGAGUAUUCAAAGCAUCCAAAUUAAAUCCUUUGCAAUCAGAAUACUUGCUUCACUAGAUUUUUGCCAACUGCCAAUCAUGUUGGACUGAACUAAUCUGUUCCUUUCUGAAACUAUUAAAGUAAAUAAUUAACAAUAAAAUUUCCUCUUAUAAAGGC